Molecule: messenger RNA, 699 nt
Organism: Arabidopsis thaliana (thale cress)
Lineage: Eukaryota; Viridiplantae; Streptophyta; Magnoliopsida; Brassicales; Brassicaceae
Product: Bifunctional inhibitor/lipid-transfer protein/seed storage 2S albumin superfamily protein
Exons: 2
Coding region: 85-372 (95 amino acids)
Source: RefSeq, marked reviewed
AAAACAUUAUAUAAAUGAUAAAUCUAAACAUAUGAUAUCAUAUACAUAGAACUACAUCAGAUAUCUAUAGAAACAAACUUAUCCAUGGCAAUAAUGGCAUCGUUCAAGUCUUUCGCAGCCGUUCUCAGUGUCCUUUUUCUUGCCAUGACUGCUAUAGAAACGGUAGUUCAAGCCCAAGAAUGUGGCAACGAUCUAGCAAAUGUGCAGGUAUGCGCCGCCAUGGUGCUGCCCGGUUCAGGCAGACCAAAUUCAGAGUGUUGCGCCGCACUUCAAUCUACUAAUAGAGAUUGUCUAUGCAACGCUCUCCGUGCAGCCACCUCUCUUCCUUCGCUUUGUAACCUUCCUCCUGUGGAUUGUGGUAUAAAUGCUUAGUUAAGCUACGAGUCAAUUCCAAGAUGAUCAAGGAAAACGGGAAAAUAAAGAAUAAUGAGAAAUAUUCCAGUCUUAUGUUUUUUCUUCUAACUUCUGCUUUACUAUAAUAAAGUUCUAGUAGUUUUGCUUAGAAAUUUAGAUACUACUAGUAUAAUAAAAAGCUUUGAUAAUUAUGAGAAUAAAACAUUCCCGGUCUGAAACCAAAUUAUUCUUAAACAUGUACGUACGUAAGUCUAGACAUCAGAAAUAAAUUAGAUUAGUGACUUGUUUAAUAUGCAUGGAAAAUCAUGUUAGUUUUCAUUGUUGCCAAGCUAACAAUGUUUGUUU